AUGUCUCGCUUUUUCCGCAGCGGCGGUGACGACAGCUCCAGCGAGAGCUCCAGCGACGAGGAAGAACUCUACUCCGGAGAGGAGGGUCAGGAACUCGACCAGGAACAGUCCGAAGAAGAAUCCGACGAGUUCGACCACUCCGACGAGGAAAGUGAAGAUGACAACAAGGAUGCCGGCGGCGACCAGAAGCAGGGAGCUUUCCGAUUCUUGAGAGACAACGUUGCGUCCGACAGCGAGGGUAGCGACGAUGAAGUCCGAGACAAGGUCAAGAGCGCACAGGUCAAGCGACUGGACGAGCUCGAAACAUCGAUUAAGCAGAUUGAGAACGGUCAGAAGAAUGGCGACUGGUCUCUCAUCUCUACCGAAUUCGACAAGCUUAACCGACAAGUGACCAAGCUUCCUGCCGGCAGCAGAAUACCCAAGGCUUACAUCAAAGUCAUUGCCGAGAUCGAGGAAUCCGUCAAUGAGGCUCUUGCAAAGGCAAAGGUCACCCCCAAGAAGAUGAACGCCACCCAGGCUCGUGCUCUCAACGCCGUCAAGCAAAAGGUCAAGAAGACCAACAAGGACUACCAAGAUGAGAUUGCCGUCUACCGAGAGGACAAGGACACCUAUCUGUGGUCUUCAGAUGAGGAGGAGGAGGUUCCCCAACCCACCAAGGCACCCAGGGCCGUCAAGUUCGACGAGACUGCCGGCGCUGAGGAGGACGCUGAUGAGGGAUUCGCCACCGUUGGAAAGGGUGGCCGUACCCUGCAGUACACUCCCGAGAGCAUCUUCAAGCACCUGCGAGGUAUUAUGGAGACUCGUGGAAAGAAGAAUACCGACAGACUUGAGCAGAUCAAGGUUAUGGAGAAACUCAACGAGAUUGCCAAUACCGACUACCAGAAGAUUCGCGUUCUUCUGACCCUGGUCUCCGCCCGAUUCGACCUUGGCUCUGGAACUACUAACGUUAUGCCCCUGGAGCAUUGGAAGGCCGCUGAGAAGGAACUGUCUCAGCUCCUGACUCUUCUCUCUCAGACUUCCGAGUAUGUCGUUCUCGAGAACGUCGAGGAGUGGGAUGAUGAUGAGAAGCCCCCUACUCUGCAGCCCGGUGAGAAGUACAUCAAGGUUGCUGGCAGCAUCGUCUCCUAUGUCGAGAGACUCGACGACGAGCUGCACCGAUCUCUGCAGAGCAUCGACCCCCACACCUCAGAGUAUAUCGAGCGCCUGCAGGAUGAGGGUGCUCUGUACAACGUCAUCUUCCGCGGUCUCCUGUACUACGAGGCCUUGAAGAAGGACGAGGCCAUUGAGGUCCCCCAGGACAGCGUUAACCGUAUUGUCAUGCGACGACUGGAGCACGUCUACUUCAAGCCUGCCCAAGUUGUCAAGACUUUUGAGGAGAACUCCUGGAAGGCCGUUGGCGAGAAUGUCGACUCUACUACCACUCCUCGGGAUCAAGCUCAGGACCCCGCUAGCCUGGUCAACGUUCUCUGCGGCUACCUCUACGCCCACAGCGAGGGUAUCCUUCGUGCCAGAGCCCUGCUCUCUCAAGUCUACUUCCUUGCUCUCCACGACGAGUACUACAAGGCUCGCGACAUGAUGCUCAUGUCGCACUUGCAGGAGACUGUUACCGGCUUCGAUAUCCAGAGCCAGAUCCUGUACAACCGAACUCUUGUUCAAGUCGGUCUGUGCGCUUUCCGCAAGGGUCUGAUCUAUGACGCUCAGAACACCCUGCAGGAGAUUUGCGGAAGCGGCCGUCAAAAGGAGCUGCUCGCCCAGGGUGUCAUGAUGCAGCGAUACAGCCAGGUCUCUCCCGAGCAGGAGCGCCUUGAGAAGCAGCGACAGCUGCCCUUCCACAUGCAUAUUAACCUGGAGCUGCUCGAGUGCGUAUACCUCACUUGCAGCAUGCUUCUGGAGAUUCCCCUCCUCGCCCAGACUGGCUCUUCUCCCGAUGUCAAGAAGCGCGUCAUUAGCAAGACCUACCGCCGUAUGCUCGAGUACCACGAGAGACAGAUCUUCACCGGACCUCCCGAGAACACUCGUGACCACGUCAUGCAGGCUUCCAAGGCUCUGGCUGCCGGCGAGUGGAAGAAGUCCAUUACUUACAUCCACAGCAUCAAGAUCUGGGACCUGAUGCCCAACACCGAUGAGAUCAAGGAGAUGCUGUCCAAGCAAAUCCAGGAGGAGGGUCUCCGAACAUACCUCUUCACCUACGCCCCCUUCUACGACACCCUCGCCAUCGACACCCUCAGCAGCAUGUUCGAGCUCGACUCCACCAAGGUGGCUGCCGUCAUCAGCAAGAUGAUCAGCCACGAGGAGCUCGCUGCCUCCCUCGACCAGGUCACCAACAACGUCAUCUUCCGCAAGGGCGUCGAGCUCAGCAGACUCCAGUCCCUGGCCCUCGCUCUAUCAGACAAGGCCAGCGCGCUCAUCGAGACCAACGAGCGGACAUUGGAGCAGCGCACACAGGGCACAUCAAGUGCAUUUGAGAGACAAGGCGGCAGAGGCCGAGGCGGCCACAGGGGAGGUGCCCGCGGUGGCAGAGGAGGCCCUCGCGGCGGCGGCAACCCCCAGCGACAGGCUGGUGGCACGCAGUUCACGGGCGGAGCUCUGGGAGCGGCCGUCCGCGGUUAA
Molecule: messenger RNA, 2610 nt
Organism: Trichoderma aggressivum f. europaeum
Lineage: Eukaryota; Fungi; Ascomycota; Sordariomycetes; Hypocreales; Hypocreaceae
Exons: 3
Coding region: 1-2610 (869 amino acids)
Biological process (GO): translational initiation
Cellular component (GO): eukaryotic translation initiation factor 3 complex
Molecular function (GO): translation initiation factor activity; RNA binding; translation initiation factor binding
Source: RefSeq, a predicted model, not a curated record